Mucor velutinosus is the source of this 384-nucleotide messenger RNA. RefSeq lists its product as uncharacterized. NCBI's taxonomy places the organism in Eukaryota, Fungi, Mucoromycota, Mucoromycetes, Mucorales, Mucoraceae. The transcript has a single exon. The record is from RefSeq and is a predicted model, not a curated record. Bases 1 to 384 code for a protein of 127 amino acids.
AUGUUUACAAGAAUACUGAACACCAUUCGUGAAAGUAUUACAAAGAAUCCCAACAAUAACAAUCGUGCAAGCGCCAGUAGCAACAAUAAUCGACAUUCCUCUGAAAGCGAAUAUUCUGCUUCAGACUCUCGCAGACCAUCCAUCGCAGAAGAAUUGCAAAAUGAUAACCAUAGCAUGCUGUCCAAGUUCUCUGCUUCUCCAUCGAUGCCAUUAGGCAGAAAUAACUCUAUUUCUGAACCCAUUCCAAUUGGUAGUACAGCAGUUGCUUCUUCUACUGGUGGUGCAAAUGAAAAGAGACGUAGAUCAUCCACCUUGUUCGGGAUCUCCAAUGUCACUUAUGAUGAUUAUGUUCAAAAGGAUCUAAUUUCAAGCUCUUGGAGUUGA